Molecule: messenger RNA, 3169 nt
Organism: Serinus canaria (Common canary)
Lineage: Eukaryota; Metazoa; Chordata; Aves; Passeriformes; Fringillidae
Gene: P2RX5
Product: purinergic receptor P2X 5
Exons: 12
Coding region: 90-1298 (402 amino acids)
Biological process (GO): monoatomic cation transmembrane transport; response to ATP
Cellular component (GO): nuclear inner membrane; plasma membrane
Molecular function (GO): extracellularly ATP-gated monoatomic cation channel activity; ATP binding; purinergic nucleotide receptor activity
Source: RefSeq, a predicted model, not a curated record
GAGAGCAGGGCUGUGUCUCAGGUUUCCAUGCACUGCACGUGUGGGUGGUGCGAGCUGUGCCUGCUCCAGCCACAGAGCGAGCUGGGAGCAUGGGGCAGGUGGCUUGGAAGGCUUUAUUUCUGUCUCUUUUCGAUUACAAAACCGAGAAAUACGUCAUUGCCAAGAACAAGAAGGUUGGGGUCCUCUACCGAGUGGUGCAGCUCUCCAUCCUGGCUUACCUGGUGGGGUGGGUGUUUGUGGUCAAGAAAGGCUACCAGGACACAGACACAUCCCUCCAGAGCUCUGUCAUCACCAAGCUGAAAGGGGUGGCCUUCACCAACACCUCGGAGCUGGGGGAGAGGAUUUGGGAUGUUGCAGACUAUGUCAUCCCUCCCCAGGGUGAAAGUGUCUUCUUUGUCAUGACCAAUCUGAUUGUGACCCCAAACCAGAGACAAGCCACGUGUGCUGAGAGUGCCAGCAUUCCUGAUGCCCUGUGUGACAGGGACACAGACUGCCUGGAAGGGGAAGCAGUGGUGGCUGGCAAUGGGGUUAAGACUGGCCGUUGUUUGAAAGACAAGGGCAGCACCAGAGGGACUUGUGAGAUACUGGCCUGGUGCCCAGUGGAGAAAAGAUCCAAGCCCAAGAAACCACUUCUGGGCAGUGCAGAAAACUUCACUGUUUACAUCAAGAACUCCAUUCGCUUCCCCAAGUUUAAGUUCUCCAAGAUGAAUGUGCUGGCCACUGACAACGAGUCCUACCUGAAGAGCUGUCGGUACAGCCAGGAGCAUCCCUACUGCCCCAUCUUCGUGCUGGGCAACAUCGUCCGCUGGGCUGGGGGCAACUUCCAGGAAAUGGCCUUGCAGGGUGGUGUGAUAGGAAUUCAGAUUGAAUGGAACUGUGAUCUUGAUAAAGCCCCUUCUGAAUGUAAUCCUCACUAUUCUUUUAGCCGGCUGGAUAACAAGUCUGCAGAAACCUCCAUCUCUUCUGGGUACAACUUCAGGUUUGCCAAGUAUUACCGGGAUGCUGAGGGGGUCGACUACCGGACGCUCAUUAAAGCCUACGGAAUCCGCUUCGAUGUGAUGGUGAAUGGCAAGGCAGGGAAAUUUAACAUCAUUCCCACCAUUAUCAAUAUCAGCUCGGGGCUGGCACUCAUGGGAGCUGGAGCUUUCUUUUGUGACCUGGUGCUGCUGUAUCUGAUCAAAAAGAGUAACUUUUAUCGAGGCAAAAAGUAUGAGGAAGUCAAGUCCAACUCCAGGAAGUCCUUGUCGAGCCCUACGCUGAAUGGAAACCAGAGCCCAGAGCAGCUUGAUGGGCUCUAGGCACAGCAGAGGCUCUGCCAGCUGGACUCCUGCUCCAGGAACUCCACACAGGUGUGGCAUCACACCAGCACUGGGAGGUGGACAUGCCCCAGAUCAGGCCUGCUAUGAUCAGGAUUCCCAGAGGGAAAACAACUUCUCCAAAGACUGCCUUUCUUCCCUGAGAUUUCUCUGGGAUCCUGAGCUUGCAACGUGUGUCGUCACUAUGGAUUUAUAAAAGGAUUUUUAUAAAAGGACAAAGAAGGCACCAUAUGAAUGUUUUUAUAUCCACUGAUAGAUAUAUCUGUACUUAUGCCAAUAGCCAGCAUUGUCCUGUGGCUGUGCUUUGCUUCCAUGUGGAGAAAAGCUGUGAUGGAGCACUUUGGGAAGGGCUGAAGCUGAAACCCAACCUGUUUCCUGCUCUGCUCCGUGUGGCAGCCACCGCCUCCAGCUCCUGCCUGGGUGAUGAUGUGACAUCAAGUGUGAAGCAGCAGGACUGCUGUGCUCAGGAAUGCAGGGAAAUGUGGCACUGGAGCAGCUCUUGGGGCUGGGGAAGGGGCUGUGAUCCUGCAGGGCCUGAGGCAGGGGGGACAGUCACUCUUAUUAAUGCACUGAGCAGCAACGUGGCCUUGCGAGCACUGCACAGCUUCUGCCUCCUUCCUUCAGUGCCUGCUUGCAUUUGCACAGGACUGUCCUUGCUGCACCACUGCCUGAUUUCUCAUGCUGGGCAGGUCUGGAUGGGCACUCAGUGCCUCUGUUUCUCGCAGCACCCUGGGCUGCAGACUGAGAGAGGCAGCUCUGCCAGGGCCACGGGCUGGGCCAGCCUCCUCCGAAUACACCAACAGCAGGGAAGUCAGAACAUAUCUGCCUGCUACUUCAACACCAGUGACCUCCAGGAAACACAAGUGCUUCUCUCUCAGCAGAAUCAGUCUCCCUGCAGCCCAUUUUGUCCAUUCAUCUCAUGUCAGGAUGUAACCAAUGUCAGAAAAGGGCUUAGGGAAUAUCAUUGUGUUCUGUACAUGCUGCCCCAUCACCACUGACCGGGAGCUGUCCUGAUGAAGAUUAAAUGUUUCUGUGCAUGCUUUGAAUACCAAAAGUUAAAGGGCUCCUGCUGCAGCAUCUGAGGGUGGCAUCAGAGAGCUGCUGCCAUCGAGUGUCUGCACAAAUGGCACCAGCAGCUACACCCACCUCAGCUUUAGCUUCUUUAAGGUCGUUACUCUGAGGUACAGGUUCAUCCUAAAUUAAAAUUCACCUCUGUUAGCAGUGGCAAACUCUGAACCCAGCCACUGACAGCAAACCCCACCCAGUCUAGUUCCCCCCACUCUCCUUCUGUGUAGUGAGCCAAAAAUGGGGCUAGAAAAUAGAAUUAAACAGUGGAGUUCAUUUAGGAUAAGCCAUGUACCUUUGGUGCUGUGAUCUCACCCAAAACCUUCUCUCCGUGUCAGGAGUCUCUCCUCAAGGCAAACACAAGUCACCACGGGGGGAACUGCACAAGAGUUCCCACCAGGCUUUUCACUGUCAGGGUUUAAUUGGAGCUGAGUAAUUUCUAGAUGGUGAAACACACAGUGAACCCCCUGUGUGACACAGGGCCUGGCACACUGGCAAGCAAGCAGCUCCUCCUGACGUGCAAAGCUGACUGUGCUCUGCUGAAAGCAUUGUUUUAACUUGCCAAAAUAUCCUCCUGUGAGAGGACCAAAGCUAUUUCCUGAAUCUAAGUCUCCAGGCCCCCCAGAUCCCCCAGAAUGUUUCCUCUCCUUAGGCUGUGUAACACAACUCCUACAACCCCUGCUGUUAAUAAAACAUAACCAGAUUCCUUCUCAGGAGCUCGUUUCUUGACUUUGACUUUUUUUUUUUCUCCUUGUGUUUCAUGUUCAGCAAUAAAAUGUGUCACUUUA